Molecule: messenger RNA, 330 nt
Organism: Sphaeroforma arctica JP610
Lineage: Eukaryota; Ichthyosporea; Ichthyophonida
Exons: 2
Coding region: 1-330 (109 amino acids)
Source: RefSeq, a predicted model, not a curated record
AUGUCCCUGUAUUGUUGGGAAGACGACAAGCUCGAAGCCGACGACCUUCUCAACAACACUCUCUCCCAGGGUGCCCGGACCACUCGCGCCCUGCAGGCCACCUACGCUCGCGACCCCGCACCCGCUUCGGAUGCGUCGUGGCGUUCAAGCUUCGGAGACCGGCAGCUACAGCCACCUGUAAGUAUGACCACCCAAAACUUUGCUACGCAGUGUCAGAUUGACACCAAGGACGUCGAGUCCUUUCCCGAUGAGAAUCCACAAUGGUCCGCAGACGGUCGAAAAGCCUAUCGCUCACCCCUUCAUACUAGCUACGACAUCCCCUUGGAUUGA